Messenger RNA from Cercocebus atys (sooty mangabey), 5745 nucleotides. It is a transcript of the gene KDM4C, whose product is annotated as lysine (K)-specific demethylase 4C. NCBI's taxonomy places the organism in Eukaryota, Metazoa, Chordata, Mammalia, Primates, Cercopithecidae. Gene Ontology annotation, biological process: chromatin remodeling. Gene Ontology annotation, cellular component: nucleus. The record is from RefSeq and is a predicted model, not a curated record. Bases 1481 to 4828 code for a protein of 1115 amino acids. Gene Ontology annotation, molecular function: histone H3K9 demethylase activity; histone H3K36 demethylase activity. The transcript is spliced from 23 exons.
ACAACUAAAGAAAUAUGGUGACCCAAUUAUCCCGUUAGCCUUAGCUCAAUUAACCACAUUCCAUCUGUCCUCACAAUGUUCAUCCCAGUGAGAAACGAGUUCAAGGGCGUGGUAAAUGGUGUCGAUAUAUUUUUAAAAAGCUGAUAUCAGUACAAUGUAACAGAAAAUUCAGCAUGUUAGACAGCCCAGCUUUGCUCACUGGUGUGAAGAUAUGCCUAAUCUUUCUUAGCUAAGACGUUAGAGUAAGCGCCACAAGGGACCCAGCUGGGAGCUCUGCAGGAAGUUUAAAAAAAAAAAUCAUGCAGCUUUGCAAAACAUCUGAUGCUCAACCAUCUGUCUUCUGCAGUACAGGGGCUUAAGGUCUGGUUGGUUCCUUCUGACACCUCGGAAGGCGGAGUUACAGAGGAGAAGCAACAAGUUGUAGGACGUUAACUUAUCUAAGUCUCAGACGCUGGAGGCACCUGCAUUUCUAGUCACUUCAGUUCAGGCCAAAUUGUUAUCAACUCUAGUUUUUGAGGGACCGCCAGCCCGGGAUUCCUAUUUGGGUCACCUCUGUGCCUCCUUAUCUUAAGAGCACACUUGGGCGGGUCGGGGCGGGACGUGCUCGGUGAAGGGUGACUCGAACACCGGACAGUUUCGCUUCCAGAGGCUGACAAAACGCUCCUGCUCGGUAGUUACUUGUUAAAAGUUUGGGACACGCAGAUACUCUUCGCCCAUUCGGGAUCUCCCAUUGUGGGAAGGAGGCUCAGAGGUCCCGGCCACCGGGUGAAGGGAGAACGGGCACACAGCGCUGUCAUCGCCGGACAGCUGCGAGCCCCGACUUUCUCGCCAGGCUCUCCAGGACAUUCCGAGGCUCCACCCCUGGCAACGCCACGCUGACGUUCGCGCGUCGGAGGCCGCCAUAGGUGGGCGUCGGAGCCCAGGAGGACGUGUGGCGCGUGGACUACAUCAGGUCCAGCCCUGCGGGACCCCAGCAGGCGCUUCCGGGCAAGGUUCUGUGCACCUGUUUUCUCCUUCUACGCGAGUACCUUCCCCCUCCGGAAAGAAUGGGAUAUGCCUGUGUCCAAAGGACAAGAAGAUGCGAACCAGCAAGCCCAAGUUAACCAAAGCGCGGAAGUUGAGCCCAAACCAAGAGCGUGCCGGGCACCUUUAAGCUGUUUGUAAGCUCACGUGAUUCACCAAGUGCUGGCCCCAGCGGUCACGUGACGGCGCGCGCGCCCUCGCGCAGGGAGAGCCGGCGGUGCGCGCGCCUUCGCCGCUGCCUCCCACCCACCGCCUCGACGGGAGGGUGAGGCGCGGCGCAGUGAUCGGGCGGCCGGGGUCCUGUGCGCGUGCGCAGCGAACAGCUGUCACCUAGUGCGGAACAAGUCUUCCGAAUUUCCCAAAUCUCUCUGGGCCGGAGGCCACUGUCUUCUUCUUUUCCUCCUCCACCGGGUCGUGCUCUCGCCCCAACCCGGCGCCAGACACCGCCCUAGCCAUCAUGGAGGUGGCCGACGCGGAAAGUCCUCUGAACCCCAGCUGUAAGAUAAUGACCUUCAGACCCUCCUUGGAGGAGUUCCGGGAGUUCAACAAAUACCUCGCAUACAUGGAGUCUAAAGGAGCCCAUCGCGCGGGUCUUGCAAAGGUGAUUCCUCCUAAGGAGUGGAAGCCAAGACAGUGCUAUGAUGACAUUGAUAAUUUGCUCAUUCCAGCACCAAUUCAGCAGAUGGUCACAGGGCAGUCAGGACUGUUCACUCAGUACAACAUCCAGAAAAAAGCAAUGACUGUGAAGGAGUUCAGGCAGCUGGCCAACAGUGGCAAAUAUUGUACUCCAAGAUACUUGGAUUAUGAAGAUUUGGAGCGCAAGUACUGGAAGAACUUAACUUUUGUGGCACCCAUCUAUGGUGCAGAUAUUAACGGAAGCAUAUAUGAUGAGGGUGUGGAUGAAUGGAACAUAGCUCGCCUGAAUACAGUCUUGGAUGUGGUUGAAGAAGAGUGUGGCAUUUCUAUUGAGGGCGUAAAUACCCCGUAUCUGUAUUUUGGCAUGUGGAAGACCACGUUCGCAUGGCACACCGAGGACAUGGACCUCUAUAGCAUUAAUUAUCUCCACUUUGGAGAGCCCAAGUCUUGGUAUGCUAUACCUCCAGAGCAUGGAAAACGACUUGAAAGACUAGCUCAAGGUUUUUUCCCAAGCAGCUCCCAAGGGUGUGAUGCAUUUCUUCGCCACAAGAUGACUUUGAUUUCUCCAUCAGUAUUGAAGAAAUAUGGUAUUCCCUUCGACAAGAUAACCCAGGAGGCUGGAGAAUUCAUGAUCACUUUCCCAUAUGGCUACCAUGCUGGUUUUAAUCAUGGUUUCAACUGUGCAGAAUCUACAAAUUUUGCUACUGUCAGAUGGAUUGACUAUGGAAAAGUUGCCAAAUUGUGCACUUGCAGGAAAGACAUGGUGAAAAUUUCAAUGGAUAUCUUUGUGAGGAAAUUUCAGCCAGACAGGUAUCAGCUUUGGAAACAAGGAAAGGAUAUAUAUACCAUUGAUCACACGAAGCCUACUCCAGCAUCCACCCCUGAAGUAAAAGCAUGGCUGCAGAGAAGGAGGAAAGUAAGAAAAGCAUCCCGGAGACAUCCCGCUCUGACCACUGCUCCUCUUGUUGACAGCUUCCAGUGUGCUAGAUCUACCUCUAAAAGGCCUAAGGCUGAGGAGGAAGAGGAAGUGUCAGCUGAAGUCGAUGGGGCAGAGGUCCCUAACCCCGACUCAGGCACAGAUGACCUCAAGGUCAGUGAAAAGUCAGAAGCAGCAGCGAAGCUGAGGAACACAGAAGCACCUUCGGAAGAAGAGUCCUCUGCUAGCAGGAUGCAGGUGGAUCAGAAUUUAUCAGAUCAUAUCAAACUCUCAGGAAACAGCUGCUUAAGUACAUCUGUAACAGAAGACAUAAAAACUGAGGAUGACAAAGCUUAUGCAUAUAGAAGUGUACCUUCUAUACUCAGUGAGGCUGAUGAUUCCAUUCCAUUAUCUAGUGGUUAUGAGAAGCCCGAGAAAUCAGACCCACCCAAGCUUUCAUGGCCAAAGUCACCUCAGUCAUGCUCAUCAGUGUCAGAGAGUAAUGAUGUGUUAACAGAGGAAGAAGAGAGUGAUGUGGAGAGCCAUGGGAAUGGCCUUGAACCUGGGGAAAUCCCAGCGGUCCUCAGUGGAGAGAGAAAUGGCUUCAAAGUCCCCAGUGUAUGUGGCAAUAUCCAUUUUUACCAUAUUCAUUAUAUGAUAACAGAGGGAGAGAACAAAACCUCUAAGAGUUGGCGCCAUCCACUUAGCAGGCCUCCAGCAAGAUCCCCGAUGACUCUUGUGAAGCAGCAGGCACCAAGUGAUGAAGAAUUGCCUGAGGUUCUGUCCAUUGAGGAGGAAGUGGAAGAAACAGAGUCUUGGGCGAAACCUCUCAUCCACCUUUGGCAGACGAAGUCCCCUAACUUCGCAGCUGAACAAGAGUAUAAUGCAACAGUGGCCAGGAUGAAGCCACACUGUGCCAUCUGCACUCUGCUCAUGCCAUACCAUAAGCCAGAUAGCAGCAAUGAAGAAAAUGAUGCUAGAUGGGAGACAAAAUUAGAUGAAGUCAUUACGUUGGAAGGAAAGACUAAGCCCCUUAUACCAGAGAUGUGUUUUAUUUAUAGUGAAGAAAAUAUAGAAUAUUCUCCACCCAAUGCCUUCCUUGAAGAGGAUGGAACAAGUCUUCUGAUUUCCUGUGCAAAGUGCUGCGUACGGGUUCAUGCAAGUUGUUAUGGUAUUCCUUCUCAUGAGAUCUGUGAUGGAUGGCUGUGUGCCCGGUGCAAAAGAAAUGCGUGGACAGCAGAAUGCUGUCUCUGCAAUUUGAGAGGAGGUGCUCUUAAGCAAACGAAGAACAAUAAGUGGGCCCAUGUCAUGUGCGCCGUUGCGGUCCCAGAAGUUCGAUUCACUAAUGUCCCAGAAAGGACACAAAUAGAUGUAGGCAGAAUACCUUUACAGAGGUUAAAAUUGAAAUGCAUCUUCUGCAGACACCGGGUUAAGAGGGUCUCUGGAGCCUGCAUCCAGUGUUCCUACGGUCGCUGCCCGGCCUCCUUCCAUGUCACUUGUGCCCAUGCUGCUGGGGUACUGAUGGAGCCUGACGAUUGGCCUUAUGUGGUGAACAUUACAUGCUUUCGACAUAAGGUCAACCCCAAUGUGUUCACAGCACAGAGUAAGCACUCAAAAAAUGAAAGUUGUAUUGCUACUACUACUUCUACUGCUGCUGCUGCUGGCGCUACAAUCUUAUGUGAACUGGGCCACAAGCCCAAGGCUUGCGAGAAGGUCAUUUCCGUGGGACAGACGGUCAUCACGAAGCAUCGGAACACCCGGUAUUACAGUUGCAGAGUGAUGGCUGUGACGUCGCAGACCUUCUACGAGGUCAUGUUUGAUGAUGGCUCCUUCAGCAGAGACACAUUUCCUGAGGAUAUCGUGAGCCGAGACUGUCUGAAGCUGGGCCCACCUGCCGAGGGAGAAGUCGUCCAAGUCAAGUGGCCCGAUGGCAAACUCUAUGGAGCAAAAUAUUUUGGAUCAAACAUUGCCCACAUGUACCAGGUUGAGUUUGAAGAUGGAUCCCAGAUAGCAAUGAAGAGAGAGGACAUCUACACUUUAGAUGAAGAGUUACCCAAGAGAGUGAAAGCUCGAUUUUCCACAGCCUCUGACAUGCGAUUUGAAGACACAUUUUAUGGAGCAGACAUUAUCCAAGGGGAGAGAAAAAGACAAAGAGUGCUGAGCUCCAGGUUUAAGAACGAAUAUGUGGCCGACCCUGUGUACCGCACGUUUUUGAAGAGCUCUUUCCAGAAGAAGUGCCAGAAGAGACAGUAGUCUGCAUACAUCGCUGCAGGCCACAGAGCAGCUUGGGUAGGAAGAGAGAAGAUGAAGGGACGACCUUGGGGCUGUGCCAUGAGUUUUGCUGGCAUAGGUGACGGGGUGUGUCUCUGACAGUGGUAAAUCGGGUUUCCAGAGUUUGGUCACCAAAAAUACAAAAUACACAUUAUUAAUUGGAUGCAGCAAUCUGAAAUCAUCUCUAGUCUUGCUUUCACUUGUAAGCAAUUGUCUUCUAUGAUCCCAAAGAAUUUUUCUAAGUGAAAGGAAAUACUAGUGAAUCACCCACUAGGAAAAGCCACUGCCACAGAGGAGGCGGGUCCCCUUGUGCGGCUUAGGCCCCUGUCAGGAAACACAUGGGGACCUCUCUCUGCAGCUCCAGCAGGUGGCACCUCGGUACCCAGCAGGGAGGGCAAUAAUUUAUAUAUUUUCCACAGUCAGGGAAGGACUCUCACUUAUUUGUUUCAAAUUGCAGUUUUUAUAAAACAUUUUUAAAACACAAAUGGCAUGUAUGCUAAUGAGAUUUACCCGUGUGCUAUCUGUAUUUCCCUUGUACAGAACUUUUACAUUUUUGAAUAUUCCUAUUACUUUUGAUUGUGUCUGAUGGGAACUGAGUUGUUGGCCUUUGUGAAAUGGAACUUUGGCUCUUGAGAAAGAAUUCUUAUGAAUUGUAUGCGAAUUUUAUAUAUUUAAAGAGGGAGAUCUGGGGCUGUUAUUUUUAAACACUUUUUUUCAUAAUACAUAUUCUGAGUAGAUAUUUAUAAAAUAUAUGUUUCUUUCAUUAUGUGUUUGUAAAAUUAGAGUUUAAAUAAAUAUGCUUUGAUGCAUAGUUUUGAACUAAUGUAACAUGAUUUUUCUUUUUUAAAACAGCCUGAAAAUGUACUAGUGUUUAAAAAUAAAGAUUUCCAUUUUCUCCA